Molecule: messenger RNA, 2949 nt
Organism: Pseudoliparis swirei
Lineage: Eukaryota; Metazoa; Chordata; Actinopteri; Perciformes; Liparidae
Product: short/branched chain specific acyl-CoA dehydrogenase, mitochondrial-like
Exons: 11
Coding region: 40-1341 (433 amino acids)
Cellular component (GO): mitochondrion
Molecular function (GO): flavin adenine dinucleotide binding; acyl-CoA dehydrogenase activity
Source: RefSeq, a predicted model, not a curated record
CUUUCACCUGCGCUCGCGUUUAAAGGCAUUUUGUAACUAAUGAUGGCUGCAUCUUUGGUCCGGCUUUUCUCAAAGUCGUGCAGGAAUAUCUCUCGACCAUGGGGUGCAUGUCAGGCUGGAUGGAGGAGCAGUUCAUCCAAUCCUGCCCCAGAUGUGUCCUCAGACAAAGCAGUUGGUAUGGUCUACUUUCCUCCACUGCAGACAUUUUCAGAGGAGCAGAGCAUGAUGAGGGAAGCAGUUAAAAAAUAUGCCCAGGAGCGAAUUGCCCCACUUGUGUCAAAGAUGGAUGAGAACUCUGCCAUGGACGAGGAAGUGAUCACAUCUCUUUUUGAACAGGGUCUCAUGGGCAUUGAGAUUAACACAGAGUACAACGGCACUGGCUCCUCCUUCUUCUCCUCCAUUCUGGCCAUUGAGGAGCUGGCGAAGGUGGACACCUCUGUGUCUGUGGUCUGUGACGUCCAGAACACGCUGAUCAACACGCUGUUCAUCAAACUAGGUACAACAGCUCAGAAAGAGCAGUACCUCAGCCGACUGUCAACCGACAUGGUUGGAAGCUUCUGCCUCUCUGAAGCAGAGUCGGGGAGUGAUGCCUUCUCUCUGAAGACGCGUGCUGAAAAACACAAAGACUAUUACGUCAUCAACGGAUCCAAGAUGUGGAUCAGUAAUGCAGAGCAUGCAGGUGUUUUCCUCGUGAUGGCAAAUGUCAACCCCUCUUCUGGAUACAAAGGCAUCACCUGCUUCAUCGUGGACCGGGACACGGAGGGUCUUGAGAUCGGCAAGAAGGAGAACAAGCUCGGUCUGCGUGCGUCCUCCACCUGCCCGCUCAACUUCGAUAACGUCAAGGUACCAGAGAAGAACAUUUUGGGCCAGGUCGGUCAGGGGUACAAGUAUGCCAUCGGAAUGUUGAAUGAGGGGAGGAUUGGAAUUGCUGCUCAGAUGAUCGGGCUGGCACAGGGCUGCUUUGACCACACUAUUGCUUACACCAGGCAGAGAGUCCAGUUUGGACAACGCAUCUUUGACUUCCAGGGCAUGCAGCACCAAAUAGCGCACGUGGCAUCGCAGAUCGAAGCUGGUCGGCUGCUGACCUACAACGCGGCUCGUCUGAAGGAAGCUGGGCGACCUUUCAUCAAGGAGGCCUGCAUGGCGAAAUACUUCGCUGGAGAGGUUGCAACCCUAACCACAUCUAAAUGCCUGGAAUGGAUGGGAGGGGUCGGCUUCACCAAAGACUACCCCAUAGAGAAAUACUACAGAGACUGUAAAAUUGGCACCAUUUAUGAGGGCACAACAAAUAUUCAGCUGUCUACAAUCGCCAAGUUCAUUGAUAAAGAGUAUGAUCACUGACACCAUCGGACUGGAGCCUGAUGGAUCCCAAACCUGUGUUACCCUCCAUAUUCUUCCCCUCAAAUGACUGAGUGCAUUGCUGUAGAUCUGCAUUCAUGUUUCUAGAGUUUUGUUGCAGUUAUAGAUGUGUGUGACCGAUAUCACCAAUGUGUUCUCUUGUUAAGUGAUUUACACUACUGAUGUUACUGAUGGUGGAGGUACAUUUCUUCAGUUUUUGGUUUAAAGGUGAUGGUACAACGAUGAUUUUUCGAGCCUGCGAUCUGACUAAGCCGGUCGAGGACUUAUUGUUUCCUAUUUAUAGGGCCCGAGACCCGACUAAGUCGGUAAAGGAUCUAUUGUUCUUCGAAUGUUUGUUAUUAUUAUUAUUAUUUGCAGUAUAUUCAUAUUAUAGUGCCAACUAUGACCGAUUUACUUGAUGUUUGGCACACACGUCCGCUUGGGUCUUCACUAAAAAAUGCUUCUCAGAGACCAUUAAGCUCCGCCUAUUUGGAUUUUCCGCCAUUUUGUCUCCUCCUAAACGCUCCUAAAAAUCCAAUCCUUCGAAGCAGCUACAGUCAAUCGCUCAUUCUCAUUUUUAGCCUUUUUUUCAUAUUUUGGUAAAUUGUAAAAAAAACUCCUUCGUUGAGAUUAAACCGAUUAAUAAAAAAUUCGGACAGAAUGAUCUUGAGACUUUAGCAGUGAAAAGUUAUUAAAGGAUUACAAAAAUAAAUAAAACUGGGCGUUCGAAGCAACGGUAAAGAAACACAAUUUUCCAUGAACUUGGAAGAUGAUUUAACUCAGCCGUACAUUAUCUAAUCUGCUCCAUAUGUUUCAUAUGUCAUGACUUCCCGACCCUUAAGACAUGCAUAUGAUCAUUUAGAAUUGUAAGCAUAGUGCCACCUAAUGGCAACAGGAAGUUGCAUGUUCUCUACUUUUACCCCUUAUCCUCACAGAUUAAUCAGAUCCCUCCCAAAAUGUCUCCAAAUAGACUUAAGACCUUGAUAAUGCUUCCCUGUGAAGAUUUUAAUAAUAUGUUGAAAGUGCGGCGAUUCAUCGGCAAGUUUGAUCCAUCGCCGUGAACGAAUAAACCAAUGUAUCUCCACACAAUCAGAUGCUUUCCAAAUUCCACAUGUGUGAUGAGACUCCAGGCCUGAAUACAUGUACAUUCCAAUGUGAUAUUGUAGUCCGAGCACAUGGAAACGUAAAAAUAACUCUCAUUGGAUCAUGCUCUAAACCUAACGGAUGUCAGACAUUUUGACUUUUGUGUAAUUUGUUCACUGUUUCUUCUUCUGCUUUUUGAGAUAUGGUGAUGAAUCAUGACGGCACAGCAUAACUGAUCCAUACGUUUCAAAAUGAGAAUCUUGAAAGAUAUUGAUUGGGAUUUUCUUUGAAUUUGUCCAGUGCCUUCAGGGUCGGCUAUAUGACCUGAGCUCAAUCACUUAAUAGUGUGUUGUUUACACAGGCUCCCAAAUAGGUCAAUUACAACAUAUUUACACACUUAUAAGCUCCAUAAAUACUGUAGAGUUUCUUAUUCGGGGAAAUGUGGAAAUUAUUUAACAUAUCAAGAAAUAUUCUAUAUAGAGCAAUAUACCAAUAACUUUGGCAAUACCAAUAAAUAUGUUCGUGCAA